Molecule: messenger RNA, 2749 nt
Organism: [Torrubiella] hemipterigena
Lineage: Eukaryota; Fungi; Ascomycota; Sordariomycetes; Hypocreales; Clavicipitaceae
Source: the annotation of a GenBank genome assembly
ACCUGCCCCGCAAGGCAAUGUUUGGCGUCUGGCGCAGAUGGGGGCGUCUUGUCUGGCUCAGGGUAACCCAAGCAGGAUGCCUUGGCUGCGUCCAGUCGAGAUUUCUCGGUGUGUAAUUUUGGGAAACAGUGGUCUAAUCAUUUACAUUACCGCAUGCACGCCGUGAAACAAGAGAACCUAGUUCCACUCUUUUCGAUGAAACUCGGUGCCUAUACCAAAAUGACAACAAAUGUUUCCACUACCGCCGUUUUGUAUACUGAGCAAGCGGCUGAGUGAGGGUGGUGAUCGUCAGACACCAAGGCCGCCCAGACGAAGGCGAGUCGCCAGUGGUAAGGUCACCAGAGCAAAGCCCCUUGAGGCUGUCGCUAUCGCGCCGUCAUCGGAGACCCCCGAGGGCCUUAUCUCAUAGCCCAUGACAUUCACAUCGGUAACCGAGUUUUUGUGUUGCUUGCAUCUCAAUCAUGCCGGCCUAGCAGGCGGCUCUAGCACCCACCUUUACCCAGAUGACGGUGGAAUAGUUGGCGUGACGUGCGAUGAGAUGCGGCUUUAGCCUGUCUCAAACUCUCGCUAAGCCGCAUCCCAUCUGUUUGGUAGAGCUGUCUCGUACACUGCCUCGCCCCCUUCGGUGCUCGGCCUUCUCGCUGGCUGGCUGUCGGCCGACAGUUUAGCGCACAAGAAAAAGUGAGGGGGAAACUGUGGAGUGAGUGAGCCCUCGGCAUUAGUCACUGUUAAAGGAUUCUAAGUUUUGCUCGUGAUUGCAUCCUGUGAGCUACGGACGAACGGCUGUUUUUUUUUUUUGAUGGUGUUGAUGGAUUUGUUUUACAAAUCGUGUCCAGUCGAUUAGCUGUGACUGGUGUUGCAUUGGUGUGCUUGCGUAUGCUCAGAUAGGCAACUGGGGGGAUGAUGGGCGGAGAAACGUCGGCCCCUGCCUGCGAACUUGACACUGUGACCUCUGCGCCGAUUGCAUCAUGGUGUGCCCGCUACCGCGACCCCUUCUUAAAGAGAAAAUAAUCAAAAAUCGUUUGCACCACCGUAUAAUGCAAAUAGUGUCUUGACAGUGGAAUGACUUAAGACGAAACAAAGUCUCGAAACACUAAACCGGCACAAUGCGCCAUUGCAAUUUGGCCUUGUUGGUCCUGCUGCAGCUUGGCCACGCAUCCUCCAAGAGCUUCAGCAUCCACGAGGACAUCUUUGCGUUCCCCCAAUAUGAAGUUGUUUUGGCCGAUAGCACGAUACCCGAAAGCGACGCGCAGUCCAUCAUCGCCAACAGCCAAGCCAGCUCGAUACCGGAUGCCUCCAAGCAAUCUGUAGGAAAUGACGGCAAUGAUGAUACCGAAUCCUUCACUUACGAAAUAAUGAACUUACCGCCGAACCGAUACUUAUGUUCGAUACCCCAUAUUCCACCACCUGCGCCAGAAAAUGAAACAGCAACAGAGGUCGCCAUGGCGCAACAGGCUGAAGAAUCCAUUCGUGCUGCCGCAAGUGGCUGGGACUUGGUUGCUCAACCAAAGGGAGGUUGCCUCUACUUUGUGUCAGGUUGGUGGAGCUAUAGCUUUUGCAAUAACCGCAAGGUUGUGCAAUACCAUGCGAUAGCAAGCGGCACACCUGGCCAGCCGCCAACACCUGACCCGUCAAUGAAGGAGUACGUGCUCGGCAGCGAACGGACAAUCCCAGAUUCAGCAAAAUCCGAGACAGCGGCUAGCCCUGAGACUGACGCUGUGCCCGCUGAGCUGCAAGUCAACGGCGACAAGCCGUAUCUGACGCAAAAGCUUGUCGCUGGAACCAUUUGUGAUCUGACUUUGCGGCCUCGAACAAUCGAGGUUCAGUAUCACUGCGUUCCUGGGAUGAAGGGCGAUAAAAUUAGUUGGGUGAAGGAGGUUACGAUUUGCUCCUAUGUGAUGGUUGUCAAUACUGGCCGACUUUGCGACGACGUCGCUUUUCGACCUCCCGCCGUAUCAAAGCCAAACCCCAUCAGCUGCCAGCUUAUCGCCGAAUCUAGCCCAUCAAGCUUGCCAAGGAUAGAGUAUGGCAACUUUGACUUUGCAGCUCUAAAAGCCCAAGACAAGGCAAUGGCAGAAACCGACAAGAAGCUCUUGGGCGAGAGGCGCCAAGUCGUUGGCGAUGUCACGGUUGGUUCGAGAAACAUCCUGGCGGACGGCGAUGAGCCUGGCAAACCAAAGAUCAAGGUUGCACCGUCACGAAACAUAAUCAAUACCUACGCGUCUGGCGACUACGAAAUUCUUGAGAUUAUUGCGCGAACAGCCACAGCAGAAGAUGGCAAGGAACCAGUUAUUGAGGUACUGGGCGAUGAAGAGCUGCGAGAGUUGAAUCUCAAGGGUUCACAGAUUGAGGCCAUGGUGCAACGACUAGAAGAAAUAUCCGGGGGUACGCCCUGGAAGCUUGUCUUGGUCCAAAUGACAGAGACGGGAACCAGGGAGCUGAGAGUGUUUUAUGGCACUGACGAUGAGGAAGAACAAGAUGUCGAUGUUGAGACAACAAAGAAGAAGACCGAUGCGGUGCCUAAACUGGGGAAGAAGAAGGAAAAGGAAACUACAGGGAAGACGCAGACUAAAACCACGAAGAAGGCCAAGACUAAGGCGAAGGAUACCAAGGCGAAGGAUACCAAGCCAAAGGCCGAAGAGGAAGAGGUCUUGGAGGAGGAACAAGGAAGCACAGAGGAAUUCUUCAAAGAUGAACUAUAGAGUAAGCAGACUCUGGAGAGUCUGUUAUUAAUGUACAUUGUCAAAAC